Messenger RNA from Scomber scombrus (Atlantic mackerel), 2129 nucleotides. It is a transcript of the gene fam3a, whose product is annotated as FAM3 metabolism regulating signaling molecule A. The coding region runs from base 284 to 976 and encodes 230 amino acids. The transcript has 10 exons. Lineage: Eukaryota; Metazoa; Chordata; Actinopteri; Scombriformes; Scombridae. The record is from RefSeq and is a predicted model, not a curated record.
GACAGAUGUGGAGGAUAAUUGUCACAACUUGGCUAUUGAAAGCGUGAAGUUAACUGGUGUAAAUGGUCGACUGAGCAUAUCGGUUUUGGUUUGUGUUCUCUAUGUCAGCUGUUUUACACUAGGAGAGCCUCAAUGAGGAAACAGCGCAAGAAAUAGACAAAAGUCCCGGCUUGGCAAGAGCAACAGCUUUUCUUUGCUGUUCAUUACGACCCAGCAGAGGCGACAAGAAACGACAACAUUUCUCUAGAAGCCUGGACACAGAAGGUCUAUGAGACAGUGAAACAUGAGAUUAACAGGUCCCAUGCGAGCUGUGGCUGUGCUGCUGUUGGUGGGGCUCACCUGGCUGCUGGCAAACACUUUUUUUGGUGGGGAAAGUGGUUCAUCUGUGCGGCAUUUCUUCAGUGGCACAAGCGAGGAACCAACACCUGCUGAACCCCGCCCUCGAAGGUAUAAAUGUGGACUUUCAGCUCCGUGUCCCCCAAAACAUCUGGCUUUCCGCCUUGUGUCUGGUGCUGCCAAUGUGAUCGGGCCCAAAAUCUGCCUGGAGGACAAGAUGUUAGUGAGCAGUGUGAAGAACAAUGUUGGCAGAGGACUUAACAUAGCUUUGGUGAAUGGGGUGACAGGAGAGCUCUUAGAGACAAAGACCUUUGAUAUGUGGGCUGGAGAUGUUUCUGAGCUGUUGAAGUAUCUGCGACCGAUCCACGAGGGAACACUCGUGUUCGUGGCCUCCUUUGAUGAUCCAGCCACAAAGUUGAAUGACGAGUCUCGGCGACUGUUUGAGGAGCUCGGGAGUACAGCAGUGAAGGAGCUGGCCUUCCGAGACAGCUGGGUGUUUGUUGGAGCCAAGGGUAUUGAGAAUAAGAGUCCCUUUGAGCAGCGUAUGAAGAACAGUAAAAGCAGCAACAAGUAUGAAGGUUGGCCCGAGUCUCUGGAGAUGGAUGGCUGUAUCCCCCUGCGACCACCCCUGGAAAGUUAAUUCUGCCCAGUACUCCCCACAUAGUACAGCCACACCUGGAGAAGCAGCUGUGGAUUCACAUAUCUGUUAUAAAGCCAAGGAACUUUUGAAUGACUGAAAUGAUCCCAGAUCUGGGCCACAAAUAACCUCUUAUUUUCCCUCUCACGACAGAGGCAUGAGUUGACUGCAAAGAUUGUUUUGGACUUGAUAUAUUUAAAUUUGCUGGAAUGAUGUGGAGGAUCUGUGCAUUAAGCUUGGUGAGCCACUUCUGAGCUGAAGUAAUAUAGAAACAAGGAAAAUGUCUCUGUGUGUGUGUGUGUGUGUGUGUGUGCGUGAGGAAAAGGGAAACUUCAGAGGCCAAAUGUUUGAUGACCAAAGUGUAACAGUGACUAGUGAAUGAAUACAGCUGGAAUAGGUCUUCCAAAGCCAGUGAUGGAAAUGGAUAUAUUUCCUCUCUGCAAGCCUGCCUUUAAGAUGUCAAUACAACAGCGAUAAGCAGACUUGCAUGACAUUUGAUGUUCUGCAGGCAAAAGACACCUACAUAACUGGUGUCAUACUAAGGCAUUGGGAAACCUAAUCCAUGUCAACAUAAGACACACAUUUGAGGUACUCUAGUAGUUGAAAUGUCUUACUAAGCACCAGGUGUGUGGGCAGAUUUUAUAUUUAAAUUCGUUAAUAUAUUUUCAUCAUGUGAUAUAUAUUAUUAUUAUUAAUAUUAAUAUUAUUAUGCAUAGUUUUAGCAGCCAUUUUUUCCUUAGAACUUGAUGCACAGCAGUUAUUGCUUGCCCAGUGUUUACAAAUAUAUUUUGGACAAAUUUGCCCUAGUUCAUUUCCUUUAAAUAAAACUAUUUUAAUACCUUAGCAGAAAGACUCUUGGUUUUAAUGGCCUUUAGGAGUCUGUCCACUGACUGCUUUCCUUGAAGAUAAAUCUGUGGUUGUGUUUGUUGUUCUUUUAAUUAUUGAAUGUAUACACCAUGUUUCUUGCAAGCCAAAUAUGUAGGAAAUAUUUCAGUAGAAAUAAAAUAAUUAUUUUACAUGUAUGGUUAUAAGUCAAUUUCAGCAGCUUUUGUCUGUAUUAUGUUACCUCCUAAGUACGUUUUUUUUUCUACAGAGCAGUAGAGUCUGUGUUUAUAUUGUGACCACAAUACUGAUGAAUAAAAAUGUCUAAAUAUUU